Arabidopsis thaliana (thale cress) is the source of this 370-nucleotide messenger RNA. RefSeq names its product SCR-like 27 (gene SCRL27). Gene Ontology annotation, biological process: signal transduction. The coding region runs from base 23 to 304 and encodes 93 amino acids. The transcript has 2 exons. The record is from RefSeq and is marked reviewed. NCBI's taxonomy places the organism in Eukaryota, Viridiplantae, Streptophyta, Magnoliopsida, Brassicales, Brassicaceae. Gene Ontology annotation, cellular component: extracellular region.
CUUUUACCAUUUUUGUUAAAUCAUGAAGUCUACUACCUUGUUCAUGGUUUCUUGUGUUCUCAUAUUUUGUGUUCUUAGUCACGUGAGAGAGGUGAAAUCGGUGGAGACUAAGGCCAAGAGAGUGAAGAAGGUGUGCGAAAAGGCACAAGUAUUCGAACAAAAUUGUGGGUGGGACGGAAACAAAACUUGCAUAAGAGGCUUUAAUAAAAUCAAAGAAUACCCUUUUCAUUGCGAGUGUGGCAUUUAUGAUGCACCCAAUAGCAGACGUAUUUGCAAAUGUAAAUUUCCAUAUUCUCCUUGCUAAAUUUUCAUGUAGUUUUUUUUUAAAUGUUAAAAAAAAUUUCAUGUAGUUCCAGAACCAUAGUUUAUC